Molecule: messenger RNA, 4223 nt
Organism: Aplysia californica (California sea hare)
Lineage: Eukaryota; Metazoa; Mollusca; Gastropoda; Aplysiida; Aplysiidae
Product: E3 ubiquitin-protein ligase arih1
Exons: 15
Coding region: 408-1949 (513 amino acids)
Biological process (GO): positive regulation of proteasomal ubiquitin-dependent protein catabolic process; ubiquitin-dependent protein catabolic process; protein polyubiquitination
Cellular component (GO): ubiquitin ligase complex; cytoplasm; nucleus
Molecular function (GO): ubiquitin protein ligase activity; zinc ion binding; ubiquitin conjugating enzyme binding
Source: RefSeq, a predicted model, not a curated record
GUUACUCACUAUUUCAGACUGUUAAUGUUUUCUCUGAUAUAUGUUUCUAAAGUCUGCACUAUUUAGUGAAAUUUCGAUUGAAUAAGUAGGGUUCGCACCUUUCAUCAGCACUCGGGACUUCCCGAAGAUGACGUCACUAACGUAAACCUCUGAGUCUGUAUUGGAACUGUUGACAAUUUUGGCGAAAGGGAAGAUUGUGUGAAUGCAAUAGCCUGCUACUACAAAGCAAACGCUCGUUCUCAUGGCUUUGGUGUAUUGUUCAUAUGCCCUUGAAUAACUCCAGAGCUUUCAGUCUUGUUACUAUUACUGACCCAAUUUUCAGAGGGGAGCUGCAAAAUCUAAUUUAAGUAAUUUGAAUGGAUCAUCUAGCCUACCUAAAGCCUAACUAAAGUAAAAAGGAGCUAGCCAUGAUGGACAGUGACGAUGAUUUUCUUGGGGACGGUGAUUCCGAUGGUACCCCAGGUGUUACUGACAAUGAAGACGAAGACGAGCUGCCCAUGGAUGAAGAACCUCAUGAAUCGUCAACUAAUGAACGCAGAGAGGAUGAGGAUUUCACCUAUGAAGUUCUCACUGCAGAUCAAAUUGUUGAGUUCAUGGUGGACUGUAUAAAAGAGGUCAAUGCAGUAGUUCAGAUUCCUGCCACAAUAACACGCAUUCUUUUAAACCAUUUCAAGUGGGAUAAAGAAAAACUCAUGGAAAGGUAUUAUGAUGGUGAUCAAGACAAACUGUUUUCGGAGGCACACGUCGUCAGUCCCCAUCGUCGUGAAGGAGGGAAUGGAAAGGUUAUUAGGCGUUCCGGCCGCAAUAGUGUUCCAGAUGAUAAUGUCUUGUGUGAGAUUUGCUAUUUGUCCAAGGGGAUGAUAGACAUGAAAGGUCUGGAAUGUGGCCACCGCUUCUGCGCCCAGUGUUGGGCCGAAUACCUCACAUCCAAGAUCAUGGAUGAGGGAAUGGGGCAAACCAUUUCGUGUGCUGCCUAUGGCUGUGAUAUUCUUGUGGAUGAUCAGAGUGUGAUGGAGUUGAUAAAAGACCAGAAAGUGAAGUUAAAAUAUCAACAAAUCAUUACAAAUAGUUUUGUAGAGUGCAACAGGUUAUUGAGGUGGUGUCCAGCCCCGGACUGUGGCCAUGCAGUCAAGGUGGCUCACCAUGAUGCUAAGCCAGUGACCUGUGUAUGUGGCCAUACUUUUUGUUUUGCUUGUGGAGAAAAUUGGCACGAUCCAGUGCGGUGCAAGUGGCUUCGUCAGUGGAUCAAGAAAUGUGAUGAUGAUAGUGAAACAUCUAACUGGAUAGCGGCAAAUACGAAGGAAUGUCCAAAAUGUCACGUGACGAUAGAGAAAGAUGGCGGCUGCAACCACAUGGUUUGUAAAAAUCAGAACUGUAAGGCAGACUUCUGCUGGGUUUGUCUUGGACCCUGGGAGCCUCAUGGCUCAUCUUGGUACAACUGUAACAGGUACAACGAAGAUGAUGCCAAGAAAGCCAGGGAUAGUCAAGAGAAGUCUCGAGCAGCUUUGCAGAGAUAUUUGUUUUACUGCAACCGGUACAUGAAUCACAUGCAGAGCCUCAAAUUUGAACAUAUGCUCUAUCAGUCUAUCAAAUCAAAGAUGGAGGAGAUGCAGCAUCACAACAUGUCAUGGAUCGAGGUUCAGUUUUUGAAGAAGGCGGUGGAUGUUUUGUGUCUAUGCAGGCAGACCCUUAUGUACACUUACGUAUUUGCCUUUUAUCUGAAGAAGAACAACCAAUCCAUCAUCUUUGAGGAAAACCAAAAAGACCUUGAGAAUGCCACUGAGCAGUUGUCUGAAUAUCUUGAGAGGGAGAUUUCUUCUGAGGUGCUUCAUGACAUAAAGCAGAAGGUUCAAGACAAAUACAGGUACUGUGAGAGUCGGAGGAAUGUACUUCUGGAUCACGUCCAUGAGGGCUAUGAGAAGGAUCAGUGGGAGUACCAAGAGGAUUAAAUUCCACAGAGAAAGGGAGCACAGCUGGCCCCAGGUGUUCUGCUGAGCAUCAGCCGGAAACUCACUUUCUGCGCCGUGUGUUUCAAGGGUAGUAUUGUGUGCUGUACCUGAGGCUGCAAAAAGUGGCCAGCUCUCAUCCGAUGCUUUUGACCUGGGCACAGCUCCUGAGCUCUUCUUAUUGUUUGUUCCUAUGUAGGUGUCGGUCAGAGGAGUGUCAGUGCGUUUGAUGAUUUAUUCAUUUAUGCAGCAAGUGUCCAAUCAAGAGUUGUCUGAGCUAGUAUGUCAGAUUUUGCUUUUUAUAAGAUAGGUUUUCUUAAUGGGUUUUUUUUUUUUAAAUUUGGGGUUGUUGUUUUUUUUUUGGUCAUAAGCAACGGUACAUGUCGGAAGUCCAUAUUUAUAAGCACCAUGUGCUUUUUUAAAGUCUAUAUCAUAAGUUUUCUCUUGCCUUUGACCCACUCAGGUUGCUUGUUUAGGAAUGAACCUUAUGAAGAUUUCAGUUGGAUAAAAAUGUGAAUGAUAGUAUUUUGGUUUGUCUUGAGUUUUAAAGAUUUAUUUGGUGUGUCAAUGCUUUUUUGUGGGGUUGAUUUUCUCCUUUGCAGUAUAUAUUUUAGUUAUUGAGCUUCCUCAAAGUUCAAAGUUACCAUAUCAAGUUCUUUUGUUAGUGUGCCUCUUAUCUCAGAACAGCUGCUUUUUGUGUGUAAUAUUAAGUUUUUCAAAGAUCUGGGCAAGAUAGUUCUCAAGCACGCAAAGUGUCAUGGCUAAUAGAAUAUGGAGACAGUUUUGCGGGUAUGAAAAACUAGAAACAUGUAUUAGUAGAAUACUUUAAAUAUCUGUAUGUUUCUUUGGGGGGUGGGGGGUUCUUUGGGUUUUUUUUCAUUUUUUCGUUGUUGUUUUUUAGAGCAGAAUCUUCAACAAACUCUGUACGUUCUUACAAUUUUUGCUUUGUGAUUUGUAUUGUGCAGUUUUGGCUAUCAAUUGUGAUAGAGAGAUUUAUGGGCAGUAUUUCCACACCAGGUAUAGGGUGAUUACAAAAACAGCUUGAUAGUUUCAACUUGCUUUUCACAUUGAUUGUCUCAUAAAAUAUUCUGUGUAGGUACCAAAGGUUGUCUUCACAAUGAUUGUGCUUUAAUACAUUCUAUUUCAAAAAUGAUGUUUGGUGACCGUACAACAUGCAAUGUGCAGAACUUGAUGUUUCUAGCUUAUAACUCUCCUCUAGGUUUACAAAAAAUACCCUUUUCAUUACUGUAGUAUAGAAUCUGAGAAGACACUCACAUGUUUACAUUACUUUUGUUUUGGGGUUUUUGGGGGGUUUAACAAAGCCCAAAGUAAAACAUAUGGGGUGUUAAAAGUGAAAUAGAGGAAAAGAUCAAGGGAAAGACCACAUGGAACCUGGAUAAGAGAGAAAUUGGUUUACAGAUAAGUGGGAAGACAUGAAAUAACAUCAAGCAGCUAGCUCAGGAUAGGGAAAGGGAGAAAGUGUUUGUUGAUGGCCUAAAUCCUGAUCCAGGGUGAGAAAGGCAAUGGUGAUGAUGAAGCUUUUGCCAAGUUUAUUUUACUUGUGGGUCUAAUUAUGAUUCUGAAAAGGCUUUCUUUGAUACUGCUCAAUGACGACAGCAUGAAACUUUUUUGGGUUUUUUUUUCCAUAAAUAUUCUCAUCACACUAAUACUUAAAAGGUGAUAGAGUGACAUUUAUAAUAGUCUGGAGUACUGACAUUUAGUCAUUACCUCUAAAAAUAGGUGUAUCGAAGUAAUAGCUAGCAUCUGCGUUUGUUGCCAUUUUUUGUCCAAAAGUUGCGACAAAAACUGGCAAAAGUUGCCAUUAGUUUUCAAGCUUUCAACUCUCUGUGACGACGUAUAUAUAGCAAUAUGUUGAUGGAGGUAACUUGAACUACAGCACCAGAAUUUCUGGUGCUCUGUUUUAAGCAUCCAGAAAAUCAUUUGUUCCCACACAUAGUGUAAAAAUGGGAAAAAUGAAGGUUUCACAACUGAAUGAAAUCAAAAUUAGAACAGCACAUGAACAACCACAAAAAUUAACAAAUAAGGUCAUGUGUCCACCUGUCCGACGAUUGGCCGUUUUAACCCUAAAAGUGUGUAAAUUAAGAAAAAGUACAGGAUAUUACUUGUAAUUUAUAGAAUCACACGCAAGAGGCCUGCCAGUGUCAGUAUUCAGUUUUGGUGGAGACCCUCUCUAAAAUAACACAUUUAUAUAUUCUUUAAAAAAAUGUAGGAACAACAUCAAAUUAACUGACACUACGCUAUAUAAACACAAAAAAA